Molecule: messenger RNA, 237 nt
Organism: Gongylonema pulchrum
Lineage: Eukaryota; Metazoa; Nematoda; Chromadorea; Rhabditida; Gongylonematidae
Source: the annotation of a GenBank genome assembly
AUGAUAUCUCGUCGUUUGCGACCCAUUCCGCCACCGCCACCACCAGCGCCACCACCACCACCACCGCCACCUCCGCAUCCUCCACCACCACCACCACAACCUCCACCACCUCCACCACCUCCGCAACCGCCACCGCCACCUCCACAUCCGCAUCCGCAUCCGCAGCAAGACUGGCAGCACGACUGGCAGCAUGAUGUCUUACAGCAUCUGAAAUACGGUACUCAUGCUAGGGCUUGA